AUGCCGUCAGCGACGAAAGAUUCGACAAUUUUGAAGAUUGCGGUGGAAAUGUUGAACGCGCCUGAUAAGGUGCCACAAUUGAUUGAAUUCGAUCAGAGUCAGCCCUUAUCCAGUAUUAUACAGCUGCUUUGCAAGGCUUGGGGACUUCCGGAUCCCAAUAACUACGCUCUACAAUUUUCCGAGAGCAACAACCAGAAUUACAUUACAGAAAAGAAUCGAAACGAAAUUAAGAACGGUUCAGUCCUGCGCUUGGAACAGUCCCCCGCAAAGACAGUGCAAGAUAUACUGUCUAAGAUUAACACAGGAACAGAAUCGGAACAAACACAGGCGUUAAUAAAAUUAUCUGCAGUCAGCAGUGACCUAACAUUUGCACUUGAAUUUAUCAAUAAAAAAGGAUUAUCUUUGAUAAUAAGUAACAUAGAAACUGGUAAAUUCAAAGGUGCCGCAUUAAAAUAUGCUUUAGUAACUUUUGUUGAGCUCAUGGAUCAUGGCAUAAUAUCCUGGGACAUUCUUGAAAACCAAUUUAUCAAUAAAGUUGUAAGUUUUGUCAGUAAUCAAGCCAACACACAAGAUGCCAAGAUCAUACAGUCAUGUUUGUCUAUUCUUGAAAACAUAGUACUCAAUAGCUCUGGUAAAAACUCUCAUGUUGAGAAAGAGAUAACUAUACCAAGUUUAAUCUCACACUUAGAAAAUUCAGAUAGGAUUAUUCAGCAAAAUGCAAUAGCCCUUAUAAAUGCUAUUUUCUCAAAAGCCGACAUGACUAAAAGGAAGACGAUAGCUGCAACAUUGUGCUCUAAGCAAGUGCGAAAUAAAAUCUAUGAAAAUUUAAUCACCAAAAAUAUCUCCAAAGAAACUUCGGUUACAGAACUGGCACACCAACUUUAUGUAUUGCAAACAUUAACAUUGGGCUUAUUAGAACCGAGAAUGCGCCAACGAGCUGACUCACAAGAACAAGAAUCACAAGAGAAGAUAAAAGAACUGAGAAAAUUUGCAUUUGAGAGUGAUAACAAUACAAAUAUUGAAGUAACAACCAGACGUCAGACGGGAAGUCUGUCUAAAGAUUUUAAAAAGCUUGGUUUUAAGUGUGAGCUGGAUCCUAUUAAAGACUUUAAUGAAACGCCUCCUGGUGUUCUUGCAUUGGAUUGUAUGCUUUAUUUUGCAAGGAAUUACAGGGAAGACUACACAAAGAUUGUUUUAAGAAACAGCUGUCGUGCAGAUGAAUUGGAGUGUCCUUUUGGUAAGACAAGUGUUGAGUUGGUCAAAUUAUUGUGUGAAAUAUUGUACAUUGGUGAAGCACCAAGUGAACAGGGUCAGACAUACCACCCUCUAUUUUUCACCCACGACCAUCCCUUUGAAGAGUUAUUUUGCAUUUGUAUUGUACUACUGAAUAAGUCUUGGAAGGAGAUGAGAGCAACUACAGAAGAUUUUGUUAAAGUACUAAGUGUUGUCAGAGAACAAAUCACUAGAGCUUUAGCUGCAGCACCAAAAAGCUUUGAUAAAUUCCGACAGAAGGUCAAAGAGCUGACAUAUAAUGAAAUCACUCAUCUAUGGCAACAGGAAAGAACAAACAGGGAAGUUUGGGAGUCACAUGCAAAACCGAUUGUUGAAUUAAAAGAGAAAAUCACUCCAGAAAUCAUAGAUUUAAUCCAGCAACAACGGCUUGGAGUGUUAGUCGGUGGAACAAGAUUUAAAAAGUACAUGAAAAUCAAUAGGAAAGACAAAUUUUGGUUUGUUCGUCUCUCUCCAAACCAUAAAAUUUUGCACUACGGUGAAUGUGAUGAGAAGAGCACCCCAAGUUUAGAGGAAUUGAGUGCUAAGUUGGCUGUGGCUGAUAUCAAAUGUGUGGUUGUAGGUAAAGAUUGUCCUCACAUGAAAGAUUUGAAGGGAAAAAUAAGUAGUCCUCAUUUGGCAUUUUCACUGAUAUUAAAAGCCGCAGAGGUACCAUCAUUAGACUUUGUAGCACCAGAUGAACAAAUUUUCGACUACUGGACUGAUGGUAUUAAUGCGUUACUGAAAGAGAAGAUGACGAGCAAAUCAUUCGAGAAUGAUCUGGAGACAUUGCUGUCGAUGGACAUCAAGGUGCGUCUACUUGAUGCAGAAGGAAUAGACAUUCCACAAAAUCCACCUCAGAUACCCCCUGAGCCAGAAGACUAUGAUUUCUAUUAUGAAAAUAACUAA
This is a messenger RNA of Leptosia nina, 2178 nucleotides long. The record is from the annotation of a GenBank genome assembly. Lineage: Eukaryota; Metazoa; Arthropoda; Insecta; Lepidoptera; Pieridae.